Molecule: messenger RNA, 3089 nt
Organism: Girardinichthys multiradiatus
Lineage: Eukaryota; Metazoa; Chordata; Actinopteri; Cyprinodontiformes; Goodeidae
Gene: pak2b
Product: p21 protein (Cdc42/Rac)-activated kinase 2b
Exons: 15
Coding region: 498-2087 (529 amino acids)
Biological process (GO): regulation of MAPK cascade; protein phosphorylation; regulation of axonogenesis
Cellular component (GO): cytoplasm
Molecular function (GO): ATP binding; protein serine/threonine kinase activity
Source: RefSeq, a predicted model, not a curated record
UCCUCAGUCCAUUCAUUGAAGCCCUGGCUUGCUGAAGGGGCCAGGGCUGGGUCGGUAGUUCCGCUUCCCCUCCGCCACAGCGGAAUUAUCCCAGGGCCGAAUAGACUGAUGAAAAGUUGAACUGGAAAUAAUUGGACUCACAUUUUUUACUAAGGUAUUUGUCCACAGGGUGUACCAUUCAGACCACAGAUGUUACUUUUGGAGCUCUUUUAGCGGAUUUCUCAUCGUUUUUCCAAGCCGUCGGGGAUCGUCCAGGAGUCAAGUUGUAGCGGUGUGGAAACUCCGGUGAGCUCCGCCGCUUCUGCGUCGUCUCCGUUAGCCCGCUAGUUGAGAACAUUUGUCCCUCUUGGUGCUUUGUCUCACCUGUAUUUGUACACUAAUGCCCCUUCUGAUGUGAGUCUUGCCUCCCUUCCUCGCUGUUUGCCAUCAUCUCCAUCCUGAACCACUUUGUUCGGCUGCCUGCUUAGCCCCGUGUGGCACGCAUUGACCUCUCUACGAUGUGCGAUAACGGAGACCCUGAGGACAAACCCCCUGCUCCCCCGGUCCGGAUAAGCAGCACCAUCUUCGGCACCGGCGCCAGCAAAGACUCGUUCUCAGCCAAUCACAGCUCCAAACCGCUGCCCUCUGUGCCUGAAGAAAGGAAACAACGGAAAGGGAUCACCUCAAUCUUCUCAGGUGUUGAAAAAGGUAGGAAAAAAGAUAGAGACAAAGAGCGACCAGAAAUCUCACCGCCUUCUGAUUUUGAGCACACCAUACAUGUCGGGUUUGACGCUGUAACAGGAGAGUUCACAGGUAUGCCAGAGCAAUGGGCUCGACUGCUACAGACCUCAAACAUCACCAAGUCAGAGCAGAAGAAAAACCCACAGGCUGUGCUUGAUGCCCUUAAGUUUUACGACUCCACGGGCAACGGUCGCCAGAAGUACCUCAGCUUCUCGUCCUCUGAAAAGGAGGCAUUCCCUCCAGGACCUCAGUCUCCGAUCAAAAAAAUCACCGAACCCUCAUCUCCAAACAUGAAAAACAUCGAUGACGACGAUGAUGAUGAAACUCCCCCUCCUAUCGUUGCUCCAAGACCAGACCACACAAAGAGUAGGUAUACCCGUUCUGUAAUUGACCCCAUUCCUGCUCCAAGUACAUGUCCAGAUGGGGAUUCUGCCUCUAAGACUGCAGAUAGACCGAGAAGUAAGACCAAGAUGACAGAUAAGGAGAUCAUGGACAAACUGAGAACCAUAGUGAGCAUUGGAGAUCCCAAGAAGAAGUACACAAGAUAUGAGAAAAUUGGUCAGGGGGCAUCAGGAACAGUAUUCACCGCUAUUGAUGUUGCAACAGGACAGGAGGUGGCCAUUAAACAGAUCAACCUACAGAAACAGCCCAAAAAGGAGCUCAUCAUCAAUGAGAUUUUGGUGAUGAAGGAGCUGAAGAACCCCAAUAUUGUCAACUUUUUAGACAGUUUCCUGAUGGGAGAAGAGCUGUUUGUGGUGAUGGAGUAUCUGGCUGGGGGGUCGCUGACAGAUGUGGUCACAGAAACCUGCAUGGACGAAGCUCAAAUAGCUGCUGUCUGCAGAGAGUGUUUACAAGCUUUAGACUUUCUACAUGCUAACCAAGUCAUCCACAGAGAUAUCAAAAGUGACAACGUGUUGCUUGGGAUGGAUGGUUCUGUAAAGCUGACCGAUUUUGGCUUUUGCGCCCAGAUCACUUCUGAGCAGAGCAAACGCAGCACUAUGGUAGGCACGCCCUACUGGAUGGCACCUGAAGUGGUGACCAGAAAGGCUUAUGGGCCUAAAGUAGACAUUUGGUCACUUGGUAUUAUGGCCAUUGAGAUGGUUGAAGGAGAGCCUCCCUACCUGAAUGAGAACCCACUACGAGCGUUAUACCUGAUUGCCACAAAUGGCACACCUGAACUUCAGAAUCCAGAGAAGCUGUCGCCAGUUUUCAGAGAUUUCCUGAACCGCUGCCUGGAAAUGGAUGUAGAGAAGAGAGGUGGAGGCAAAGAGCUUCUACAGCAUCCGUUCCUGAAGCUGGCAAAGCCCCUCUCCAGUCUCACUCCUCUCAUCCUGGCAGCCAAGGAGGCCAUGAAGGGCACUCGUUAAUGGCGGAGCCCAACCACCCUGCCUAACCAUGCUGCGCACAGAUAUGUGCCAACCUUUUAGAUUUCGUGCCAGACAAUAGGCUGAGAGUUACUCGCCACCCUUGGUGCACCAGCAUUGUAAGCCCUGACGAACCUCACUGUGAAGACCAAAAACCGAGAGCACAACCCUACCGCUGUCAACAUGAACUCUCAUUUCCUCUCAGACAUCAGAAGACGAGUCAACCGUGAAGUGCUUAGUUACAGAGUCAGGGGUAGUUAAUUUUGUACAUCAGAACUGGUGACAAGUUAGGACUAGGCUUGUAUUUAACUUGGAAUGAAGAAGAUGCCUAGUUCUGUUUAGUUUUUUAUUUUUUAAUCAACUGCCUUAAACAAAUGCAAAUUGUUGCCUAAUGUAUUGUUGACUGUGUCUGUGUUGUCUCCCAUGAUUUUUACUACCUUUUGUAAUUGACAUUUUCAGUUUGUCAGUAUCGUAGUUAUUUUGAUACUUGAAUUUCAUGUCGGUCCCUCCCGCUUGGUCCAAAUCGUCUCAUUCAGUGUUCCAGUCGACCUGUGUUGUAUGGACGUUUCUCAUCACGGUUUUAUAGGAAACAUUUCAGUGCAUUAUUCAUCAUGACCAUGUGAUGUGAUUGUGAUGUUCUUUAGCUGUCUCCACCUGACAGAUCUACUGUACCAGUUCUUCCCCUGUAUCUGUAGUGUCCUGAUGCCAGAGGUGCACCUUACAGGCAAUUAAGUUGUUAGAUUGACAGGGUUUAUACUUUAUUCUCUGUUGCUAUUAAAAUGAGUAUUGUAUGUCGAACUCUGUCCUUUGUGUUCUUCCAGACUAACCCAGUGCACUUUUCUCAUACCAAGAUUGUGUAUUUAAUGUUUAGCAAGAUAACUAGUGACCAUAUCAUGCUAAUUAGAUGCAUGAAGCUGUAGAGCAAUUCAUUUACUUUUUUUUUUUUCUAGUCUACACAACUAACAACUUUGUCAGCACACAAAUAAACAACUGUUUUUAAUAUUA